AUGGACCAGAUGAGUCCUUCUGCUUCAGAGGGAGGCUCUUCCCCACCGCUGCGUCCCGAACUCACUUCAGCUGCUAGAGUGAGCUUCCUCCAUCCUGGAGCAGGAUCGGACACUACGGUCAGGUUUCCAGGGAUAAAACCAAAACUGAGCCCAAAGCCUCUUGUUCUUCCUCCGGUUCCUGCAGUUCCAGUCAUAGCCCCCAGCAAGCCACGGCAGCCGCACACCAGCUGGGUGCACAGCGCCAAACAGAAAGAGGAAGCUGGUGCUCAGAACAGAGCAAACGAAAGCAGGAGACCUGAACGGACGUCUUUUCUGUCUGCUGUGAUUGAGCGCACCUCAAAGCUGUAUGGAGACACAUACACACCUGGGCUGCAUCACAGCUCCUCAAGGGAGACACCUGCCAUGGAGAACGCUGAUGUGACAUCAUUUCCUGAUGUGAAAGGCAGUGAGGCUUCAGCAAAGACACAGUGUUUUGCAACACAAACAGCCAUGAUGCCUUCGGCCAGGCUUAGACCUGCAGUUCCUGUGAAGGGUGAAGCAUUUGAUCGAGUCAGCAGCUCCUCUACACACGCAGAAAUUGUCGCCAAAGCCAAGUACGAGUUUCUCUUUGGAAAGACCGAAGACUCAAGCUCAUCAGAUAGCGCUUUAGUGGCAGUGGUGGUCAUGAUGAAACCUGUUUCAGAAGUGAUCAUGAGUCACAAAGCUCUGAGUUUCCUUAGUUUCCUUGUUCGUUCAAAAAUGCCAAAGAAACCAACAGCUCAGCAGUGA
This is a messenger RNA of Danio aesculapii, 768 nucleotides long. RefSeq lists its product as uncharacterized. The record is from RefSeq and is a predicted model, not a curated record. NCBI's taxonomy places the organism in Eukaryota, Metazoa, Chordata, Actinopteri, Cypriniformes, Danionidae. The coding region runs from base 1 to 768 and encodes 255 amino acids. The transcript has 3 exons.